AAGGGCUCGUCAGUGAUGAUAAGUGCAUAUUUCAAUGAAUUACUUUUCCUAAAAUAAUAAAACGCAUGGCGAUUUUUAUUUCAGCUAAAUUAAAUAUUUUUCAUCCCACGCAAAUUAUUGAAGUACGAAAGGAAGAAGACGAUAAUAAGCAAAAAUAAAAGCGUCAAGAGUCAACAGUUUAUUUAUUUACAGCAAUCAAAUGGAAACACACUGAUGACAGCAAACCCUUCAGCAUGACUUCCGAGAACCAGCCUGCUCGCACCACCGAAGCUGCCUCGACUACAUUGCCAAGGAAAAACGGCUUUUUCACCCAACUAUCAUCGAAGUCCUUCAAUGCGCGACUCUCCGGCUCCGCGGAGCGACAAACGCACAGCCAGCAAUCAAAUUCAACGUUACAUAGACGCUACGGGCAGACGCGCAGUGUGCCGGAGGGUCGCUUUGCCAGCGGAAGCCGUGCACAGCAUUUAAAAACACUACUCUACGAGUUCCUGGCAAUAACGUCAACCGCCGCAACAGUUGCAGCCACCACGACAGCGACAACAGGUUCACAACUCACGCACUUCAAUGUUGCAACAGCGUCAACCGCAACACCGUCAAUUGCCACAAAGGCAACUUCAUUUGCGGUUGUGCCGACAACCUUCGCCACAACUCUGAGUGCAGUAUUCCCCAGCGUUACAUCCGCAAAUGCAUUUAUUCAAAUGAAUGCCACCACGGUCGGCGGGGAUCCCCCCUAUUCAGAUGACAGCGCCCAAUUCACUCUCUACGACUCUAGCACUGAGUCUGUUUUGAAUGCUAGUAGUGUUACCGUGAGCUAUGCCGCCACCACUGCCAGCGCUCACGUGGCUGCCUCCAUGGACGCCUACCUGGUGGCGUUGCCCUGGCCGAAGGCGCUCGCAGUGGCAAUUUUCAUGCUGCUGAUCCUGGUGACGGUGGUCGGCAACACACUAGUCAUACUGUCCGUGCUGACCACACGCCGGCUCCGAACUGUCACCAAUUGCUUCGUGAUGAACCUGGCCAUCACUGAUUGGCUUGUGGGCACGUGUGUGAUGCCACCAGCUGUUAUGCUCUAUGUUGUUGGUAGCUGGCGCUAUGGUUGGAUCUUGUGUGACAUUUGGAUUUCACUGGACGUUCUGCUCUGCACCGGCUCCAUACUGAGCUUGUGCGCCAUUAGCCUGGACAGAUAUCUUGCAGUGACUCAACCCCUAAAUUAUUCCAAAAAACGCCGUUCGAAGCGCUUGGCAUUGGGCAUGAUAUUCAUUGUGUGGGUGACGGCGCUAUUAAUCACAUGUCCACCGUACUUGGGUUGGUACGAUCCGGGACGUCGUCACGAAGGUAAUGUCGUUUGCCGCUACAAUCAGAAUAAGGGAUAUGUGGUGUUUUCCGCAAUGGGCUCAUUUUUCAUUCCGCUCGCCGUUAUGAUGUACGUUUACAUGAAGAUUGGCUAUGUCCUCACAUCGCGGAGACAGCGCAUGGUGCGUGAUGCGAAGUCGGAGCGCACCGCGGACCAUGAUAUAGACUGUGACAACUUUAUUUCCGAGUCGGAGCAUUAUCAAUGUGCCACGCCGAAAUUUCCCUCCUUCAAGUCGCGUUGGGGCAGUGGCCAUGCCAGCAGCAACAACUGCUCUGCCAAAAAUCUCAGUUUACAUUGCAGCAAAUGCAAUAAGGCCUACCUCGGCAAUGUCAACGGUGGUAGUGCCAGCAUUAAUGGUGGCGGUCUCAAGCAUCAGGCAUCGUUCUACGAGUUGGUUGAGGUGUCACGUUUAACAUCAAUAGUUCAGUGUUCGGCACUCAAUUGUAAAUACGCCGGCGUCUGUAUGCAUUCCAGUGCGAUGGGUGUACCGCUGGCACAACGGCGCUCCUCCUCAUUGCCCAUGCAAGAAGUGCACUUCAUCGAGGAUGGCACGUCGUUUUCUGAUAAUUGUCUGGCGGCCAACUCCGCGCUUACCACAAGCAUGACCACAACAAGAGGUUUGAAAUUCAAUCCGAUGUUGGGACAAAAUCAAGAGCAGGCGCAAGCACACCAUCACCACAAUCACCACCAUAAUCCCCAUCGCAUACCGAUGCGUGUGUCCACAACGAAGCGGGAUUCGAAAACCGCCAAGACGCUGACCAUCGUUAUGGGCGGCUUCAUCGCCUGUUGGCUGCCGUUCUUUACCUACUACUUGUUGAUGCCAUUUCUGCCCCCACCGGCGGUGUUUGAGGGUCUCAUGUCCUUUCUGACAUGGGUCGGCUGGGUGAACUGCGCCAUUAAUCCUUUCAUCUAUGCUUUCUACAAUCCCGAUUUUCGCACCGCCUUUUGGCGUUUAACUUGUCGACGCAUUUGUAAGCAGAAGCCGCCACUCAACCAUAUAGCCAUGUUCCGGGGCUAAAAUGGUGCACAGAGCAUUAAGCACAAGGCACUAUACGAGACAGUGGUUCUCUGUCACAGGACAAUCAAAUUACAUUUUUUUCAGUGGAGAAAAAUGCGCGGGUGUAUAUAUUUGAAAUGUAGUAGUACUAGAGUGCCGUUGAAGGGCCAUCCAAAAAGAGCUAAGAAAUGUGAAACUGAAACAAGCAGAAAUAAAAAUGAAAAAGACAUAGCAAGAGGGUUCGAUGGUAGUGGUCAGUAGUGUAAGACUUCAGGGGGUUUGUAAAAUGUAUUUCAAGCUGAUUGAAACAAGUAAGAAACUGUCGAGCGUUUCCGUUUUUCAUUUCGGCCGUAAGCGUUGUCAGUUGUCGGUGGCAGGACGCCUGGAAAGAACAAAUCUGCUAAGCAGCCCGAAGAUUGAUGGUGUAAACGAGCAACAAGGGAGAA
This is a messenger RNA of Bactrocera tryoni, 2794 nucleotides long. RefSeq names its product putative tyramine receptor 2 (gene TyrRII). Gene Ontology annotation, molecular function: G protein-coupled receptor activity. Bases 234 to 2369 code for a protein of 711 amino acids. NCBI's taxonomy places the organism in Eukaryota, Metazoa, Arthropoda, Insecta, Diptera, Tephritidae. The transcript has 6 exons. Gene Ontology annotation, cellular component: membrane. The record is from RefSeq and is a predicted model, not a curated record. Gene Ontology annotation, biological process: adenylate cyclase-activating adrenergic receptor signaling pathway.